AUGGAGGUGCCGAGCGCCAAGGACUUCCAGUGGCAGCGCCUGGCGCCGCUGCCCAGCCGCCGGGUCUACUGCUCCCUGCUGGAGAGCGGGGGGCAGGUCUAUGCCAUCGGGGGCUGUGACGACAGCGGCAUCCCCGUGGACUGCUUUGAGGUCUACUCCCCCGAGGCCGACCGGUGGACCGCCCUGCCCCGCCUGCCCACGGCCCGGGCCGGGGUGGCCGCCACCGCCCUGGGGAAGCGGAUCAUGGUGAUCGGGGGCGUGGGCACCACCCAGCUGCCCCUGAAGGUCGUGGAGAUGUACAACAUCGACGAGGGCAAGUGGAAGAGGAGGAGCGCGCUGCGCGAGGCCGCCAUGGGCAUUUCGGUCACCGCCAAAGACUACCGAGUGUAUGCAGCAGGCGGGAUGGGCCUGGACCUCCGUCCACACAACCAUCUCCAACACUAUGACAUGCUCAAGGACAUGUGGGUGUCACUAGCACCCAUGCCCACCCCAAGAUACGCUGCAACCUCCUUCCUCCGAGGCUCCAAGAUCUAUGUGCUAGGGGGACGACAGUCCAAGUACGCAGUGAACGCCUUUGAGGUCUUUGACAUCGAGACUCGCUCCUGGACCAAGUUCCCCAACAUCCCCUGCAAGCGGGCCUUCUCCAGCUUUGUGACCCUAGAUGACCGGCUGUACAGCCUGGGAGGCCUGAGGCAGGCUCGGCUCUACCGGCAGCCCAAGUUCCUCCGGACGAUGGACGUGUUCGACAUGGAGCAGGGGGGAUGGCUGAAGAUGGAACGCUCGUUUUUCCUCAAGAAGCGGCGGGCAGACUUUGUGGCCGGCUCUCUGAGUGGACGGGUCAUAGUGGCCGGAGGGCUUGGGAACCAACCCACUGUCCUGGAGACGGCGGAGGCGUUCCACCCAGGGAAGAACAAAUGGGAGGUCCUACCCCCCAUGCCCACGCCCCGCUGUGCCUGCUCCAGCAUUGUCAUCAAGAACUGCCUCCUGGCUGUGGGGGGUGUGAACCAGGGUCUGAGCGACACAGUGGAAGCCCUGUGUGUCUCUGACUCCUAGCUGUCCCUGGGCCCAGCACCUUUGCCCCGAACCAGAUCACCCCACUCUCGACAAGAGGAAUGGUCGACUCCCAGGAUGCCAGCUCCUGCCAGCAGUUCACGGGGUCAGGCCCUGGGGCUCUGAGUGACCUCCCUCCACCUCCAAACUGUACCAAUCCCAGGAAACCAUAAGAAGUCCAGAAUGAGUUCACCAGCCUCCAGCUGGAACCCAACUGAGCUUUGAAGAGAAUCCCCCGUGACUGCUCGGGCAGAGAAAGGCACAGAAGUACCUGCUGUCUCCCUUCACUGUGAGUCCCACCUCCUCCAGUGUCCAGGCUAGGUGGUGCCUAAGGCAGAAGACAGCUGCUAUCACUGUCUUCUUCCUGGCUCUGAACUAGUUUGAGGGUCCCUUGGGAUGGAAGAUGGAGAAGCAUUGCAUGGAGUCCCAAACCCCUCUUCCCCCCCCCCCCGUGGUCUUCAUCCCUCCCCCACUUGGCGGUCAACGAUGGGCCUGCCCUCGCCCUGGUCUGCUCACCGAGAAUUGGCCUUGGAGCAGGGCCUGCUGAACUGGAAGGGCAGCCAGGUUCAAAUAGACUGGUCCAGGUCGGCAGCCUUGGCCAGGAAGAACCCAUGCCCCUCGGGUGCCUGAUGGCAAUGUGGUGAUGGGGAAGGAGCAGACACCCAGCCAGCCCAGGCUCUGCUUCCCGCUCCCCUGCUCACUCACGUUCUCCUUCUGCCACCCGUCCCUGGCCCUUUCCUCCCUUACGGCCCGAGAGCGUUUUCUGUGUUAAACCUUCUUAUUUACACUGUGGCAUCAAAAUCCACGAAGGCUGGAUUAACUGCAUUCCGGUUAACAGCAGCAGCACAAUGAUUAAAAUCUAUAUUCCUAUCCUCUCGGGCACCCAGUGCAGGGGUGGGGUGGAUGGGUGUCUUGACAGGUAGAGGGACCCCAGAAAACAGUCCCUCUGACAGUCUCAGACUAAAGAAGACCCCAGGUGACCACCGUUCUUGGCUGUUCCCUCUGGGAAGCCUCCACCUGCAAACUACCAAUGGCCUGUCACCUUGCUCCCAUGCAGCUGCGGCUCUUCCUUCUCUUCAGCCUUGAAACUCCACUUACCCUUCUCUUCAGCGUUGAGAUUCCACUUACCCGUUCCUUCAGAAAGGCUAUGCUCAUUAGCUGACGUCUUCACGUCUGGCCUCAGUUCAUUCAGCUGAACUUCGCUGCUGUCUUAACCCAAGCUGCAAGGGGAUUACUCAUGGACUUAAAGACUUGACUCUUGUAGAGCACCUCUUUCUGAUUCCCAGUUAUUUUUAUUUAAAAAAAAAGAUUUUUUUUUUAUUUAUUUGACAGCAAGAGAGAAAGCACAGCAAGGGGAGUGGCAGGCAGAAAGAGAGGGAGAAGCAGACUCCCUGCUGAGCUGGGAAUCCAAUGUGGGGCUCAAUCCCAGGACCCCAAGAUCGCGCGACCUGAGCCGAAGGCAGACACUUAACCAACUGAGCCACCCAGGUGCCCCCACCACCACCACCACCACCACCACCCUAGUUGUUUUUAAAAAUUGUACCAGCACCAGGGAUACAAAGAAAACCUGCCCUGGGAAGGGCUGCAGGGGGUCAGACAGCACUUACUAUGCGAUGGUGUGACUCAGGAACAGAGGCGGACGCCUGGCCUGCCAGGGACUCAGAGCUCAGGGGGAGCCUCCUGGAAGAUCCCUUGUGCCUUCCCAGACAGGUGGAACCUGGGUCUUUAAGGAGCCAGGGCCUGCCUUCCUCCAGCCCAAGAAGGUGCUGCCCCCUGCUGACCCAGUCUGGCCUUCUUACACAAGCUGGAGGCGACGGGUGACCCCCGGGGGCCCUGGUGAGCCGCCUGCAGGGAGGGGGGGCCUUCCCUACUGCUUCUGGACAGCCCGAUCUUAGUUCUGUUAGUUGUUGAAGCAACUGUUAGAGGAAGGUGCUGGAAGAGCUACAGAUCCUGUGAGGAUGAAGCAGCCUGUUAGGGAAGCCCCUCCCAAGUCCAGCCCUGAUUUGGCCUCCCCCUUCCCCCUUCCACCCUCCCUGAGAAAGGAGUUUACAAAGAGAA
This is a messenger RNA of Nyctereutes procyonoides (raccoon dog), 3108 nucleotides long. RefSeq names its product kelch domain containing 8A (gene KLHDC8A). Gene Ontology annotation, molecular function: protein binding. The transcript has 6 exons. The coding region runs from base 1 to 1053 and encodes 350 amino acids. Lineage: Eukaryota; Metazoa; Chordata; Mammalia; Carnivora; Canidae. The record is from RefSeq and is a predicted model, not a curated record.